Molecule: messenger RNA, 1543 nt
Organism: Mesitornis unicolor (brown roatelo)
Lineage: Eukaryota; Metazoa; Chordata; Aves; Mesitornithiformes; Mesitornithidae
Product: DNA excision repair protein ERCC-6-like
Exons: 5
Biological process (GO): transcription-coupled nucleotide-excision repair
Cellular component (GO): nucleus
Molecular function (GO): ATP-dependent activity, acting on DNA
Source: RefSeq, a predicted model, not a curated record
ACAAAUCUUCAAACAGUUUUUAACGAACAGAGUGCUGAAAGACCCUAAGCAGAGGCGCUUUUUCAAAUCCAAUGACCUUUAUGAGCUUUUUACUCUCAGCAGCCCAGAUGUGUCUCAGGGGACAGAAACGAGUGCAAUUUUUGCAGGUACUGGUUCAGAUGUUCAAGUCCCAAAACACCAACUGAAACGGAAACUUGAAAAGCCACCCGAUAAUGACACUUCUAAAGGUGAUCUCCAUCAUACAGAAAGCAGCUCGCUGAAGUACAGCAAGUCAUCCAAUUCCUGCUUAACCACCCAGAUGACGAAUUCUUCUUCUAAAGCAAUAGCAACAAGUGAGGAAGCCAAAGGAAAUUCAGAAGCCAUUGACCAAAAUAGCUAUGCAAAAGAUAAUGCGCAAGCUGCUGUAAAUUCAUUUACUAAAAGCAAGGAGAAAAGCUUGGAAAAAGAUGACAAAUCUAUGUCCCAGUCAUUGCCAGGGGAUGCAGGGUCUUCAGAGAACACCAAAUGUCUGAACACUGUGGUGGCUGAUGAAGUGCAUGGCACGGCUAAUGCAAAUGCCGAGGGAGAUUGCAGCCUCGCGUGUGGUGCAGCUGGCUCUUGGGUUGCUAAAACUGGAGAUGGGCAAUUAGAUAAUCAUCAUAAAUGUACCUCAAAAACAAAGCACAGGGUGGAUGUGCUGUCACAGGACAGCCACAAAGAUAAGUCCAGGAAGAAACAUCACAAAGAUGCCAAAUUUGAAGGAGAGCGCAUUCCUCAUCUAGUGAAACAAAAGCGAUACAGAAAGGAGAACAGUGAAGAGAAGGAGGAAGACUCAAAGAAAAAUGAUGAUUACGUCUUGGAGAAACUGUUCAAAAAAUCAGGGGUACACAGCGUUAUGAAGCAUGAUGCCAUUAUGGAAGCUUCCAGUGCAGAUCACGUGCUGGUAGAAGCAGAAGCAAACAGGGUGGCCCAGGAUGCCUUAAGAGCCUUAAAAGUCUCUCGACAGCGAUGUUUAGGAGCUGCUUCUGGUGUGCCAACUUGGACAGGCACGAGUGGUCUUUCAGGUGCACCGUCAGGAAUAAAGAGUCGGUUUGGUCAAAAAAGAAACUCCGCGCUGCUUGCUUUACAUUCCACUUGUGCAUCGCCUGCAAAGUGCAAGAACGAAAAUGUAAAGAAGUGUAGUUCCAAUGGGCACUUUGAUGGAAAAUCCGGAGAAUCAUCGUCCGGUGCGCUAGACUCUUCAUCAUUAUUAGCUAAGAUGAGAGCAAGAAACCACAUUCUUUUACCACAACGGACAGGGAAUGAGGGAGAGGAGAAUCACCGGCAAGAACCAGCCCCAGGUGUAACAGAAUACGAUGAACUGCUCGUGGACAUGCGGAACUUCAUAGCGUUCCAGGCCCGCGUGGAUGGUGAGGCUAGCACUAAGGAACUGCUGCAGCAGUUUGAGUCCAAACUGCCUGUGGCGCAGUCCUACGUCUUCAGAGAACUUCUCCGCAAUCUCUGCACCUUCCAUAGGAACCCAAGCGGGGAAGGUGUCUGGAGGCUAAAGCCAGAAUUCCGCUGA